Paramuricea clavata is the source of this 10681-nucleotide messenger RNA. The record is from the annotation of a GenBank genome assembly. NCBI's taxonomy places the organism in Eukaryota, Metazoa, Cnidaria, Anthozoa, Malacalcyonacea, Plexauridae.
UGUAUUUCAGGGAGCAAAAGGAACGCGAGAGGUUGCAGAAGUUGGAACUAGAACGAGAGAGGAAACAAAAGGAAGAAGAGGAACGGAGGAAAAAAGAAGAAAUAAAAAGAAAGAAGGCGGAACAAGAAAGAAUUGAAAAAGAAAAGGCUGAGAAAGCCGCGAAAAUCAAGGUAAAUAAAUUGUUCAUUUUUGUUGCCAAUGCCUGACUGCCUCGAACCCGGGCGCUGAAUAAUGCCGCAUCAUGAUUUUUCUAAUAAUAUUUAUUUUGAUACUUUUGUUUGUUUUGAUACUUUUGUUUCGAUCCGUAAGCCCGGAUCUUCAUCAGUGCCAAUAAUAUGAAAUAAAUAAAUAUUUAUUUUUUAUAUAGGCUGCCCAACAAGCGGCAAAAGGUUAGUACAUUGGCUACGUUUUAGAUUUCGUAUUUCUUGCAAGACCGGAUUUGGUGGAAAUAGUGGGGGAGGUGGCAAAAAUUUUAGGGGAGGUGCAGCGGUCUAGCUCAUGACCCCCAUGGAAAGUUAGGGCUUAGAACGGGCCAAAGUCAACGACGUGACGUAUGCAUGUAGUGUACAUAUGUAUCAGUGUAUUAAUGAAUUAUGACUGUCAACUCAUCCAAUUUUGCCCUUCAUUACAGUUACUAUACAAAGUUUCUUUCGAAACAUAAAACAUUGCAUUAAAAGGGUGCUUGACACAGAAAUGAAUGGCUAUCACUGUUUCAAUUUUACAGAAAAAACGUUCUUACGAAGUGUAAACCCUAAGUCAAAUUUUCUCUUUGAUCUAUCAUUGAAACUUUCCCAAGGGGAGGAACAUGACUUUUCAGGGGAGCUGCACAAAUUCUCAGGAGAGGUGCAAAACGAUCUCAGUGCGCACCUCCCCUCAAAAUCCGACCAUGAUUUCUUGACUAUGGUGGCUUCUGUGGCACAGUCAUCAGAGCAUGCGCCUUCUCACCUCUGAGUUCGUGGGUUCGAUUCUCACAACAGACUCAUGUGAAAAGAGUCUGUCAACGCUCUGCCGAAAGUCGUGGGUUUUCUCGGGGUGCUCUGGUUUCCUUCCACAGGGAAAGUUGUCAGGGUGGGUUAGGAUGAAAACAGUUAAGAAAAUAAUAUCACAAUUGUUGUGCGAUAAAACGACUACCUUCACAAACUCCUUGACGUUUGGGAUGUACAGUAAUUAUUAAUUCUGUCUUACUUUCUGUAAUUUUUAGAAAAAGAGGAGCAGGCGAAGAAUAGUAAUAAGAAUCAGGUAUGUGUCUAAUUAAAAUUGAGCUCCUUGGUAUCAACAACACAUGGCCCUUACAAUAUACUGGACCUCGAGGGAGAACAGUUUAGGGCCGAUAGGUAGCUCGAAGAAUAAGCGGUGGUUUUUUGGCCUCUAGAGAGAACAGCUUAGAGAGAUUAGAGAUUUUUGAUAAAGUUAUCCAAUUUGUUUUCAAUUUCCAGAGCUAUUUCUAAUUUUUCAUUUCAUCUUUUUCAAAGAAUGUGAAACGUAAUCAACCUCAGCGUAACGAUCAAACAUAUCCACGAGAAAUUCCGCCGAGGUUUCAACGACGAAUGAAACAACAGCAGCAACAACAACAGCAACAGCAACAGCAACAACAACAGACUGUGUUUCCACAACAGCCACCAAACACUUCAAGUUCUACGCCAGUACAGCCACAAGCUAGUGCGCAAACUCCACAAAGUGUACAAACUAAAGCCGUGACGAAACCUGCUCCUACGGGUAAGAUGGUUUUCACAAUAUUAUAAUCCUCUAAAUUCCUUUGCACUGUCAUAGAAAGCGGUGUUCUACAUCCAGCUAAUACAUAGAAAUGUCAUUGUACAUUUCACCUCAGCAAUAAGAUUCGAUUUCUGCAAUAUGCAGUUGGCUGAUUAUGAUCUUACCUCAGUGGCAAGUGAGAAGAAUGUCUCUAGUUUGACUCUACGAAUACUAACCGAACCGACCUGACGGCGUAGCUCAGUUCGCAGAGCAUUGGGCUAGUGUUCCAAAGGUCGUAGAUUCGAUUCCCUCCCUGGCCAGGCAUAUUUUUUAAGCUUGCCCGGUGUGGGUAUACACUCAGAGUAACAUCACAAGCGUCAUAAUCACCUGAGUACAUAGCACCAACACAGAAAAAAUCACCUCAUUGUCAUCUUGCAAUUCCACUGGAUCAACAAAAGAUCAGUAGUUAGUUCAGAUUUCUUGCUGUGAUUAUACUACGUAGACCAAUAAGAGAUGACCCUUACUUAUAUAGAGCUAUCCAGUAUAAAUAAAGUUAGUUUAGUUUAGGUUUCCUCCUGUAAUAACACUGGAUCAAUAAGAGAUGACCCUUACUCAAGUUACUGGACCUCUUGGAAGAACAGUUUAGAACUGAUAGAGCUAUCCUCUAUAAAUAAAGUUAGUUUAGUUUAGGUUUUCUCCUGUAAUAACACUGAAUCAACAAGAGAUGAUCCUUACUCGACCUCUAGAAAGAACAAUUUAGAACUGAUACAGUUAUCCAGCAUAAAUAAAGUUAGUUUAGUGUAGGUUUCCUCCUGUAGUAACACUGAAUCAAUAAGAGAGAAUCCUUACUGGACCUCUAGGGAGAACAGUUUAGAACUGAUAGAGCUAUCCUGUAUAAAUAAAGUUAGUUUGGGUUUCCUACUGUAGUAACACUGAGUCAAUAAGUGAUGAACCCCUUAUGGACCUCUAGUUUAGGUUUCCUCCUGUAGGCUGUAGCAACACUGGAUCAAUAAGAGAUGAUCCUUACUGGACAGGAAGAAAAGCACAUAUUUACUUGAAUGAUGCCUUUUCAUUUUAAUGUUUUCUGCGUUCCUUCCAGUCGGCAAGAAAAAAGACCCGCAGCGUUGGACCAAAGGUGAGUAUACAGGGAUAAUUGAGGACGUUCAAGAUGAUUCAGGGUGGUCGAAAGCACCGCCUGCAAAAACCUCAGAGAACUGGGAGGACACCACGGACGAUUGGGGUUGUGAGGGGACAUCUUGGGAUGAAAAACCUACGGGUGAUGAGCGGGUAAUUGUGGAUAAAACUGAUCAGGACUCUUGGCCGACCGUUGGUGUAAAGACAAAUCAUGAAAUUUCUGGAAAUAUCGAUGUGGUUUCGGAGAAGGAAAACAUGUGUACAUUUGGGGAUUCUUUAGACGCGGUGAUUGAUGGGAUGGAAGCGGCCGAAGAGGCUGCUGGGACUGGAUUAUCAAAUUCUGGGAAAUGGAAUCAGGAAAGUUCUGGGAAAGAUAAUAACAAUGGGAGUUCUAGUAAUUUGUCACAAGAUUUUGAUAAAGGCCAGACAUGGUCAAAAACUCCGGGCAAGGAUGUCAAGGUAACAAAAGGUAAUACAGAAAACAGUUCCGAGAGUUUGUCAAACUCUUGGGAGGAAUCUGCUUCCGGUUGGAAAGAAGGUACUUCCGGCUGGAACGAAGGUACUUCCGGUGGUUUGAAACAAACUGCUUCCGUUUUGAAACAAACUGCUUCCGUGUUGAAACAAACAGCUCCCGUGUUGAAACAAAAUACUUCCGGUUGGCAAGAACAGCCGGAAGUCAGUGACAAGUGGAAGGCUGUUGGAAAUCCCGGAAGUGGAAAUAAAACUGAGCCCGCGCCGAAUGAGGAAACUGGCUGGGGCGAGAAUUCUGCAAACAAACGGAACAGCGGUAAUAAUUGGGGCGGCUCAUGGUCUGCGCAGGGACUGAGCUUGACUGGAACGGAGAUUUGGGAUCAAAGUAGCGCAGACGCAACUGGCGACAAGGGUAGUGACUGGACUUCAGAGGACUCUAGGGGUAAUACAGAUACAGGAUGGGAUUCUGCAGGUGGUGGUGAUGAUAGUGAUUGGAACAGCUGGUCCACAGCAGGACCAAAACGAAAUAAGGUAAGAGCUACAGUAAAAACUAGGCUGGAUGAUGACUUUACAUCUCUCACUUCGGAGGCUUAAAGGGUAUGAGCAACAAAAAUUUCUUGCAAUAAAAGUUUCUUUUAUCUGAAAGAGCUUGUGAAAUGGUAAUGGACAUAUAUUACAAAUCUUUUAUAUCUUUUUUCGUUAUUGAAAUAUUUCAAUGUGUUUGAUAUGCAAAUUAUGACGUCACAAGUUGGGUACAAAAUUUUAAAACAUUCAAAUAUCAGCUACAUUCUGCAAAUUGUUUCUAAUACUUACUUGGCAUUGUGCAUAUAUGACAACUCUUCAUGACACUAACGUGGCGUGUUGAGAAAUCAACUGGAUUUAUCUGAUAUUUUAAUGUUUUAAAAUUCUGUACCCAGCUUGUGACGUCAUAAUUUGCAUAUCAAACACAUUGAAAUAUCUCAGAAACGAAGAAAGAUACGAAAGAUUUGUACUGUAAUAUAUGCUCCAUUGCCAUUUGACGAGUUCUUUCAUAUAUACUCUGGAUCUAGUAUGGAUAUACUAUGGAUUUAGGCCCCAGUUACACGAUACCGGAUUCGCAUCGAAGCGACAUCAAAUUUUACAGUUUCAAGAGGAGUUUAGCACUCACAAUUAUAAUUUUUUAAAAAGUUCAAAUAUGAAAAGUUGAUUUCACUAUUUUUCCAGUGAUGAUUUGAUUUAACUUGGAAUUUACCGUAGUCUCGCCAAUUAUGUCCAAGAUGUAGUUUGUCUGAACAGUUUGUAUUAUGUUGACAAUAUCUAAGACGUAUAAACUGGCGAUGCCUUUAAAGCUUUCGUGGAUGAAAUGUCUCCAGUAUAAAGCGGAGCAAUUUAGUGAUGAUUUUCUAUCGCUUUUUAGGCCCCCAAAUCCAACCAAGGAAAUGACGAGAACGCCUGGCUAAGACGUUCUCUCAAACAGCUUGUUGAUAUGGGUUUUAAGGUAAGCUACUUUAAUCGUCAUUUGCUGUAUAUAUUUAUGAUAUGCAAAUUGCUAAAUUGUAUAUUACACUUAGUUUGAAGUAAACAUUGAUGUAAACCUGUUUCUGCAUCUUGUCUCGAAAAGUUGUUAUAUCUUUUAGGAGGGUGACGGAGAAAAGGCGUUGAAAUCCAACAACAUGAGUUUAGAGGCAGCUAUAAGUAAGUAUUCCUAAACUAAACUAAACUAAACUAAACUAAACUAAACUAAACUAAAUGUAUUCAUACUGGAUAAACUGUUCUUCCUAGAGGUCCAGUAAGAAUCAUCUCUUGUUGAUCCAGUGUUACUACAGAAGGAAACCUAAACUAAUCUAACUUUAUUUAUACUGGAUAGCUCCAUCAGUUCUAAGCUGUUCUUCCUAGACCUAGAGUCCUGUAACGGUUCUCCCGGACUUCUAGGGAGAGCAAUUUAGAACUGAUAGAGGCGAAAUUCGACACGUGCAUACUGCAGGAAAGAAACGUCGUUCACGGAGGUGACGUGGGGCUGAUCGCUGCACCACAACUCCGUUUAGGUUAAACCACUCUUUUUCCCUUCUAGGUCAAUUGCUUGGGGGUCAAGGCACUCCACCUGCGAACCACUCUCCCCUGGGAACUACUUUACCAUCGGAACUCAACUCCGAGGCUACUAUACAAACAGACGAACAAGAUGUCUUAAAAUUGAACAGAAAGCAACGACGCCGACUAAUGCAACAGAAUUUAGACCCUGAAAUGCAAAAUUCGGAACCGGUUACGGAAACCGCUGGUGUAAUGGUAAACAUGCCUGUAAGUUCGGCGGCAGUUUCGGAAGCUAAUCGGGUGCCGAUCUCUUCCGAACGCCCUGUGGAGUAUGGAAAUGAGUCAAGUCAAAAUGAACAACCUGAUGCUCAUUUAGAAAGGAGGACCUCAAGUGGAAACACAGUAAAUGUGACUGCGACCAUGCCCGGAAGUGGUUCAGUUGCCGGGAGUGCGCAAGUUUCCGGAAGUGGUAGCACAGCGACUUCCGGUUCGAUACCAAACUCCGGCCCCGUCCAUGCACCUUUGCCUGCGGCUUAUCAGCAACAGUUACUUCAACAGCAACAAGCUCAGCUGCAGCAGUUGCGACUGGCUCAAGCUACUGGACUGAUGAGAAGUCCUCUCGCUUCGCAGCCUGUCAUACUUCUCAGGCAAUUAUCUCAACUUAGACUCGUUCAACAGCAGUUGGCUAAUCAACAACAAGUGUUGCAGAAACAACCGCAAACAAACACACUACAGGCUCAGCAGGCUAAGCACUUGGCCAUGCAGCAACAACAUAUUGGAGCCAUGAUGCAACAAAUACAGCAACAACUUCUACAACAGCAACAGAUACAACAACAACAGAGCCAACAGCAGCAACAAAUGGGGUCGAACCAGUUUCCAACGCCCGCGCAACAAACAUUACUCCCAGCCCAACCACAGCAAUUGCAACAGUUGUUGCUACAGCAACGUAAACAACAACAACAACAACAACAACAAAUUCCGCAGGCAAGUAAACAAACUUCACUUCAGCCGCCACAGAGGCCUACAGAACCCGAGACGAAUUCCGGACACAUGGAAGAAAGUUCUGCUAAUGACGUUCAAUCUAUUUCACCAAGAACAAGUAUUGCAAAAGAGCCAACAUCUUUAGCACAAGUUGUAAACUCUGCACCGGCUUCUCCUAGUACUGGUAAAUCACGCUUGGGACAAUGGACACAGAAUUCUAUACAAACAGAACGGCUCUCUCCCAAAGCGCCUGAAAAUGGUGGGAGAGAUCGACAUUUACGGGCAUCACCUCAACCUGACGAGAAACCCAAUUCGCUUCUCAUAACUAGAUCAACAAAUUCUCCAAAUUCAAUUCAAACGACAUCUAUUUCGGCUCCAAUCCACCGCGUUUUGGACCCAGUCUCCAGUAAAUGGGGAAUAGACGCGGCUCCGAAGCUUUCGGCCGAACCGGCCGAAUUCAAACCCGGUGUGCCGUGGCGGCCGUACCAACCGAAGACAAGUACGGACAUUCUGCAGUCAGACCCCUCCGUCAGUACAGCUAAGAUGGGGUCCCAGGAAUGGCCUGGAAACUCGAUAGGUAGUCAAACAGUAUCGUCAAGUUUCAUCCACUCAAAUACGAACAGUAAAACUCAGGUAGCCGGAAUUAAAACUGUUCCGAAUUCUCAAAAUUAUUCUCAGAAUAAUUCGUCUGCUAUAUGGCACACACCGAUAACACCGAUAUCUCGACAGACCAGUGUACCAAGACCUACCCCCCUGACUUCGAACAUUAGACCACCCCCCGGACUUGGGGAUGAGAAUAGCUUCCUAAAUCUCCCGGAUGUGCAUAGCCAAUCGGGUAACUCAAAUUGGAACGCCCACAGUGAGCCUCAGAUGACCAGCGGUUCUCAUUUUGGUAUUAGGGCACCAGGCUUUCAACCGUGGCCGACUGAACGACGUGACGCGGGAUGGCCUGGUACUAGUGGCCAACCGCUGGACACUUUGCCUUCAGUACCUCGCGCGAAUGAGCUUCGUAACUUGGCUAUGUUGGGAGAUUCGAAUGGAAAUGGUGCGGGCAUGCGGGUUAAGCCUGAAAUGUCGGGUCAGCAGUCUUUGUAUCAUGCUUUGUCGACGUGGUUGGUCAUUAGGAAUAUAAAUCCGAGGGUAAGUCAUCACAGCUAUAGAGUCUUAUAGACCAAUUGCACUGACGCCACAAAUCCUUAGAGUGUCCUCCAGAUGCUCCCUAACAAUAUCUGUUCGGGUACAACAACCACAUACAGCACAAAAAUUAACCAUUUUAAUACAAAAUUAUUAUAAAGUUUUACAAAAUUUAUAUUGUGCGUAGAUUUUGCUAAUUUGUCCUCCAGAUGCAUCGUCACCGGCGCUGUGACGUCAUGUGCAAUGGGUCUAUACUACUACUUGCAAUCUAAACUAAACCUCGCAAGUUCUAAACUGUUUUCCCUAGACGUCCAGAUACGGACUAAUAUCAGUGGCGUAGCUAGGCAUUUCAACUGGUCAUGCUAUGCUAAUAAACCUGCACUAAAAUAGUUUUAAGACAAUAGAUUUCUACAGGGUGUCUCAAAACAAAAGUAUACCCUUUGAAAUCAAGCCUUUGUUGGAAUUUGAAUGCCUUAUUACUGUACUUAAACACAAUUGAAUCGAAUUUUAUGCAUGCAUGUACCUUGAGUUAUUAUUCCUUUGAGCGUAUAAUUUAACACAAUAAAAACUCUUUGCUCUGUGCUCAGUUCAACCAUUUUUGCUCGAGCUGACGGUGUGACUGAUCAGUAAUUUGACCAUUUAACAUUAGAGGCUAUUUUAAAUUCCCAGGAGUAGACAAUUUUGUACCUAACAAGAAUAGAGUUGUUUACCCUGUUUUUGACGUUUCCCUGGCUUCAGCAUAAUGCUCAGGCCUUCAAAUUAGGAAGAGGUUAUUUCGCUGGCCUCAAAGUGACAAAACGUAACAAAGCAGCGGUUUUACUAACACUAACCCUAUUCCGAACACCAACUCUAACCAUAAUCCAACCCUAACCUAGCCCUACUCCAAGUUUGUUUUUAAACCAAUCCUGAAGAAAAAAAUUUUGACGAAAUGUCAUUCUGAGGUCAGCGAAAUAACUUCUUCCUUCAAAUUAUUACAAUAGGACAAUUUCAAUGGGUACACUUUUUUGAGACACCCUGUAUAGGUUUUAAUAACACAAAUAUUUAAAAAUUUGCAUAGCAUGACCAGUUGCUAUGGUUUGCUUCGCCGCUGACUAAAGGUUGGUUUACACUAUCAAAGUUUCUGUGAUCACAGUAGGAAUUUUGCAUACACUGUAAAUUUCAAGUUUUGAAGGAUUUGUAAGAAAUGUUCGAGGAGACUGACUCAGUGACAAACACCAAGUCAGUUCCAGUAAACAUUUCUUGAAAAUCCUUCAAAAUUUAGAAAUCUUAGAAUUUACCGAAGCAAAAUUCCUAUCAUGAUCACAGAAACUUUGAUAGUGCAGCCAUAAAGAACAUUGGCAAUAAAAAUAGUUUAGUUCAGUUGAAAAAACUCGUAAAACUAUAUAUUAAACUCUAUUACAGAUUGUUUAUAUCUUGCUUAGUUUUCAAAAUAUUUCGACUGAAAAAAGUGAGCUGUUCGCCAUCUUGGAUUAUUGAGGAUAUGCAUGUUACGUCAAGAGAGGGGUCACGCUAAUUUUUUAUCUUGAGCGUAAGCUAUCAAUAUGGGUCCAAAACCUUUUUUCUGGUUACUUUUUGAACUUUAGAAAUUAUUAAAAACAUUUCAAACAAUUUUGGAUUGUUACUCGGUCAUUGUAGAGUAUAGUUUUAUAUGGUUAACCCAACUCCAGACGUCAUCAAAACCAUAGUUAAUGAGGUCAAGAAUUAGUCCAAGAUGGCGGACAGCUCACUUAUCUAAAUAUUUCGAGAACUAAGCAAGAUAUGACAAAUCGGUAAUAGAGGAACGAACCAGGUUUCAUGGAGCCACUGGGAUGCCAGGAAAUAGUAUUUGGUACAACAAUAUUUAUUUGUAAUAAUAACCCAAAACACACUGAUCCAUUGAAUAACACCAAACAUUUCUAUCCCUUCAAGGUUGACUCCACAGUUCUGCGCUCUCUGUGUCAACAACAUGGUCCAUUACUAACAUUUCAGUUAAAUCUUCGUUAUGGGAAUAGUCUAAUACGCUAUGGAAAUAAAGACGAGGCUGCCAAGGCGCAUGCCAGUUUGAAUGGCUUAGUUCUGGCAGGCUCUCGUUUGACUGCUGAUUUUGCUACGGAUUCAGACAUUGGAAGCUUCUUUGAACAGAAUUCUGAUUGGUCAGCUCCUCAGUCCACAACUUGGGCAAAUGCUCCAACGUCAUUGCCUAAGACUGAGCAGAGCACUCCAUGGCCCGGAUCCAAACCUUUAUUCCCACCCGCGAAUUUCUCAUCGGAGCUUUGGUCCUAUAAUCAGGCGGGCGGGUUGGCAAGUGGAGUUUGGUCGACCCCGCCAACCAGCCGACGGGACGGCGAGCACUCGACGGCAGUCACCGAGAAUGGCAUCACAAGCCCAUCCAUGGUUACGUUUUUGCCCCCAGGCCUUUUGAACAGCGGCGAGUCCACAUGAACUUCAAAUGAAUGAUAUAUCUUUUACCUUUGCUCGUUCGUGACGUCUGUUUGUUUAUGUUAUUUGUUUAUGUUAUUUGUUUAUGUAUGUAAACUAGCACUGAACAAGUGUUAUGCUAAAAUAAUGUCGUCUGUAAAAAACGAGAAACAACAUUCAUUAAAACAGAAUAUCAUAAGUAAUUUUUACCUCAUGUGCUGUGUUUGGCCCAUGGUACUCAUUGCUAUCGUGCGAAUAAGUAUGUUAGUUUGUUACUGCACGUUUGUUACCUUCCAGCCAAUCAGCGACCAGUAUUACUAUGUGAUGGCCUGUUUGCAGGCUAAAGCAUUUUAAAUCAAUAUGGCGGCUCUGAUAUAUGCCAAAUAUAUGGUUUAACCUCCUAACCAAUCAUAUUUCGUGACUGCGUGACAUGAAAAUGUAACCAACCAUUGUCAAUAGAAUUUGGUCACAAUUCUAAGAAAUAGCCGUGAAUACGAAAAAGUACUUGCUACAAUACAUCACGGCUCAAUAUGGCGUCGCUAUUUGGGAAUAGGUCCAUAAACUUAACCUACCACCACAGAAUAAGGUACACAGAAGGCCGACUUCUUGGUUUUCCUAUAAUUUUGGCGUUGGUCCUAGCCAUUGCGUGUUUGAGAGGCAUUCACCCCCCUGAUAAUAUUCAAAAUGGCGGACGCCCAGGGGGGAAUGCCUCUCAAACGCGCACUGGUCCUUAUUCUGUGCUACCACUCCAGUUACAAAUGGAGCUCAAUGGUUCGACCAUUACAUAUUUCACUACAUAAAGUAGUACCAUGUCAACACAGCUAAACCUCAGACCGUAGUUACCGCUGGCUCGCUUCCUUCCAAA